Messenger RNA from Condylura cristata (star-nosed mole), 928 nucleotides. Its product is annotated as RAD9, HUS1, RAD1-interacting nuclear orphan protein 1-like. The transcript has 3 exons. The coding region runs from base 150 to 863 and encodes 237 amino acids. Gene Ontology annotation, cellular component: nucleus; chromosome. Gene Ontology annotation, biological process: cellular response to ionizing radiation; DNA damage checkpoint signaling; recombinational repair. The record is from RefSeq and is a predicted model, not a curated record. Lineage: Eukaryota; Metazoa; Chordata; Mammalia; Eulipotyphla; Talpidae.
CUUUAUCCGAGAAGGGAGCUGGAGCCCUUCAAAGCCAGAGGCAUGCGGUUGGCAAAGGCCGUUUGGCUGGAGGAAGCCUGGCAUGGGUUGGAACUGGAGCAUCGCCCUCAGUCUGACUACCUCCAGCAUCAUGUGGCUUCUAAUUAUUGAUGCCUCCCAGAAAAAAAAGAUGUCCAAGCGCCCAGAAAGCCCAGCUGCUAUUCCACCAGCCACCACUGGAGGGCCCCAAACACCACUCUAGAGAUCCGCAGCGGCCUACCACCCACACCAGACAGGUGCCCAGCAAGCCCAUUGACCACAGCACCAUCACCUCCUGGGUAUCGCCUCAAUUUGAUACAACAGCAGAAAGCUGGUUCCCAACCCACCGGAAAUCUCUUCGCCGAGACCAAACAAGACAUUCAAGUCGAAAAUCUACCACCUCCAAGUUUCCCCAUCUAACCUUUGAGACACCACAGACUUCUUCCAGUUCAUCCACAGCUGAGAUCCCUUUGAUCAGGAAGUGCCCUGCUCAACCAGAACAGGACGUUUCUGGAAGGCCCCUGGUUCCAAUGCUCAGUCCCCAAAGCUGUGGGGAACAGAUGCUUCAAAGCUUGUCUUAUGUGUUCAUCCCACCUGAUAUCCAGACCCCAGAGUCAUCUGUGAAGGAAGGGCCUACUCCCCCAGACCUGAGGGAAACCGUCCUUCCAAGUGGCUCCCUUUACUCUAGUACCCCCAAGAGCCCACAGCCUGUGCCUGUUCUGGCUGAAGACACACCAGAGGACAAGUAUGGGAUAAAGGUCACGUGGAGGAGACGACGGCACCUGUUAACUUAUCUCCAGGAGACAGGGAAGCUGAGUAAAAGCCAGUUCCUUGUGAAAAGCUGACUGGAUUUUUCAGACAUUAGCCUCCUUAUCAGUAGUCUCAAGGAAUUGAUUGCUGGUUUUCAUGA